GAAGAUAGCUUUUUGAUAAGAAGGGCGUCCAUUGCCAGACGGAAUAGAAAUUUCUCUAUAUGAAGAUUUAGUAUGGAUCCUCGUACGAGUGCACAAGAUGUCAUCCGUUGUGACCUUUGUCAGACAGCUGAAGUGCAGAAGUACUGUGAUUUCUGUCAUGUCAAUCUGUGUAUUCCUUGUAUAGGAAAACAUAUUUCUGAUGACUAUGACAAACAUAAAGUGGUCCCAUUCAAACAAAAGAAGUCAACUUUAAUCUAUCCUAAGUGCUCAUCACAUCAAAAAAGAGGCAGCAAGUUUCACUGUAAAACGUGCGGGACCUCUGUAUGUUCUCUGUGUGCUACAUCUGAUAAACACAGAGGGCAUACAGUUUUACCUCUUUCUGAUCUCUUUUAUUCAAAGAGGGAAGCUAUUGGAAAAGAUUCUGAAGAAUUAGAAAACUCAAUUUCUCCAACGUAUGCAGAAAUUGCAGAAGGAAUAGAAUCCCAGAUAGCUAACCUAGAUGGGAAAUAUGAAAAUCUUACAUCAACGUUGAUUGAAUUUGGUGAAGAAUGGCACAGAGAAGUUGACGUGAUUGUUGAAAAAUUAAGAAUGGAAAUAGAAAAGGAAAAAACGAAACAUAAGAGUAUUCUAAAGGAGCAUUUGAAUGAAAUCAAACAGAUACAGACUGUUAUUGAAGAAACACUUCGAAAUCUUGAACAAACUGAAGAUUCAAAUGAUGUAUCUUUGACCAUGGAGUACAUCUCACGCACCAAGGAAUUUAGCAAACUACCUCCAAAAAUUCAAAUAUCAAUACCAACUUUUAGUUCAAGGACAAUAGACACAGAGCAGUUUUACAAGCUAUUCGGAUAUUUAAUACCAUUAUCUGUCACAACAGAGGAAAAUGGUUACGAAGUGAAGAAACCAAAGUUAUCAUCAAAAGAAAUGCUAGAGGCAAAAGCUUGGGACACAGAGAACAUGCCCUCUAACAGAAAGGCGCUGGUGGCAGCCAUUGACUUUGGUACUACGUACAGCGGCAUUGCAUUUUCCUAUAGACAUGACUACGAGAACGACCCUUUGAAGGUCAGCUCCAACAAAUGGACAGCAGGCUAUAGCUACCGGGGUCUGGAGUCCCUUAAAACCCCCACCUGUAUUCUGUUCAAUAAAGACAAAGUGUUUGACUCGUUUGGUUAUGAAGCGGAGGAUAAAUAUUCCGAACUGGCAGAGGAAGAGGAACAUGAGGAGUGGUAUUACUUCAAGAGGUUCAAGAUGUCCCUCUUUAACACAGAGGAGUUAUCGUUCAUAAAACGCGCUCUUCAUUCAAGUAAGGUAAUAAUAGACAUCCAGAAACGUAGAGACAAGAACGGGCGAUUUAUUAGUGAAAAACAGGGAAAAGAUAUUUCUAUUGAUAUAAAUAACAACAACAGCAACGAUGUUUCUUCACAUAUGCCGUUUGAAGUGCAUGCACUACACGAUCAUGCAUAUUUCUCCAAAAAGAAAACACCUCUCCAAGUAGUGAGUUUAUCAUCAGCACCAGUGUUCGAAAUCCCGCCAAAUGACAAUUCCACAGUUUCAUUCGGAGAGAAGAAUCUCACUCAUCCCAAGAGCCAUGGGCGGAUUACAACACUGGAAGCAAAUGAUGGUGAUAUGGAUCUAGAAGAUGCACAAUAUUUUCAGGAAAAUCCCAGAAAGUUAAAUUGGAAGGAAGGCAGAAGAGUAAUUGAAAUACCAUUUCUGGCAGACAAACUUUAUCAGGGAUGCAUUACAUGCCAUCAACCAUUGCAUCUGAAAGACAUUAUUGAUGAAGAACAUUUUGGUUUGGGAAGCAUUUUUAGGAUUGUUUGCUCCUCGUGCAAAAAUGUGACCCAAAUUUCAUCUGGAAAAAGACAUAUAAGUACCUAUGGCAUAGGAGACAAAGUCAAAAGUAAAGCAUCAUACACAUGGGAUGUCAAUACAAAGCUUGCUUCAGGAAUGUUACAUACUGGCUUAGGUAUAUCUUCUGUGAAUGCAUUACUUGCAUGUUUGAAUAUUCCUGGUAUCUCCCAUAAGUCACUGAAGGCAAGAGAGAGAGAAGUUGGAAAAAAGGUUGAAGAUGUUGCUAUAAAGUCUUGUGAGGAGUUUGCUGCCCAAGAAAUGGAAAUUUGUAAAGAGUAUGUUUAUUGGAAUGCUUUUAUAAAAUGA
Saccostrea cuccullata (small rock oyster) is the source of this 2157-nucleotide messenger RNA. RefSeq lists its product as uncharacterized. Bases 73 to 2157 code for a protein of 694 amino acids. The transcript is spliced from 7 exons. The record is from RefSeq and is a predicted model, not a curated record. Lineage: Eukaryota; Metazoa; Mollusca; Bivalvia; Ostreida; Ostreidae. Gene Ontology annotation, molecular function: zinc ion binding.